AUGUUCGAUUCGACUCUACCUGGUAAAAAUCGAAAGCAUAUCACACUUCAUCAUACAUCUAUCUCUAUACACCCCUAAAGACCAAUUAACAGCACUUCAAUCCAAGAUUUCUCCCAAAAUGUCUUCCAAGUACGCUUCUUCCCACGUUUCUCCCCAGGGCCCUGGAGAUGCUCGUCCCACAGCCCUACAAAUCAUCAAAGGUGAGGGCCUCGAAGGCAAACUCUCGGACAAGGUCGUCCUCAUCACUGGCUGUUCCUCCGGCCUGGGCGUUGAGACGGCGCGUGCGCUGUUAGCGACCGGUGCAACGCUGUACCUGGCGGUUCGCAUUCCCGCCAAGGCGAGAGCUGCUCUGGGCGUCAUGUCUCAGAACGACCGAGUCCAUCUCCUGACUCUUGAUCUGAACGACCUCUCCAGCGUCCGGGCGUGCGCCGCAGACUUCGCGACGAAGAGCAAGACUUUGAACAUUCUUAUCAACAACGCGGGUGUUAUGGCGACUCCCGGGGGAAAGACUACCGAUGGUUUCGAGACCCAGUUUGGCACCAACUAUCUCGCACAUUUCCUCUUAUUCCAGCUUCUGAACCCCAUUCUUCUUGCUUCAUCGACCCCGGAAUUCCCUUCACGCCUAGUCAACGUUUCUUCAAGCAUGCACAGAGCUUGCGAGGUUCAGUUCGAUAACCUGAACUGGACUGGGAACUACGACCCCUGGAUGGCGUAUGGCCAGAGCAAGACUGCCCUUGUCUGGAUGGCCAACGAAGUAGAACGUCGAUACGGUUCAAAGGGCCUCCAUGCUUUCAGUCUUCACCCCGGCGGUAUUCUUAGCGGUCUUCAGCAACAUGUGCCGGACGAGCUCAAGGCGGCAUGGGGGAAGAAUGAGACCUUUGCCAAGCAUUGGAAGAGUGCUGAGCAAGGAGCAGCGACUACUGUAUGGGCGGCGGUCAGCAAGGAUUUGGAGGGCCAGGGUGGGAAGUAUCUGGAGGACUGCCAGAUCAUUGGCGCUUGGGACCCCGCGACUGGUGAAAUCGGCCCUGGCUACGCUACUUGGGCGUAUGAUCAGGAGAAAGCCGAGAAGCUGUGGCCUCUGGGGCUCAAGCUUGUUGGGCUAUCGGAUGCCGCGUAA
Molecule: messenger RNA, 1117 nt
Organism: Colletotrichum godetiae
Lineage: Eukaryota; Fungi; Ascomycota; Sordariomycetes; Glomerellales; Glomerellaceae
Exons: 1
Coding region: 119-1117 (332 amino acids)
Source: RefSeq, a predicted model, not a curated record